AUGGGGGAAAUUGCCCCAGUCAUGGUCAUGGACCCUCCAGGCCACUGGCUGUGUGCAAUUGGAGUCCUGGACCCAGCAACCCAGGAAGACCCCUCCCUUCUCAGGGUGACCCUGGGCUUCCAGCUCAUCAAGGUGGCUUUGGAGAAAAGUCUGGCAACUGUGGAGACCCAGAACCCAUCUUUUUCCCCUCCUUCUCUGACGGGAGGGGACAGUAACAGGUGUUUUCAGGAAGAAAUACUCCACCUGAGGGCUGAGAUCCACCAGCACUUAGAAGAGAAGAGGAAAGCUGAGGAGGAACUGAAGGAGCUAAAGGCUCUAAUUGAGGAAGCAGGAUUCUCCUCAGUGUCCCACAUCAGGCAGAAAUGCAUUAAUAUUUCUACAAAGUCUUUAGAUAAAAAUUCAGCUGUGUCCCCUCCAGUCUGGGAUGUUGUGAUGAAUUCCCCAGCUCUGGUCCUCCCCAGCUCUGCUUCCUCUACUCCUGGCUCAGAAACGGCCAUAAUCCACAGAACAAAUGGCUUGGGUUUGGAUACUUCUCCAGUAAUGAAGACCCCUCCUAAGCUGGAGGGUGAUGCUACUGAUGGCUCCUUUGCCAACAAGCAUGGCUGCCAUGUCAUUGGCCACAUUGAUGACUACAGUGCCCUGAGAGAGCAGAUUGCGGAGGGCAGGCUGCUGGUCAAAAAGAUAGUGUCUCUUGUGAGGUCAGCGUGCAACUUCCCUGGCCUUGAAGCCCAAGGCACAGAGGUGCUAGGCAGCAAAGGCAUUCGUGAGCUUCGGAGCAGCACCAGUGCCCUGCACCAUGCCCUGGAGGAGUCGGCUUCCCUCCUCACCGUGUUCUGGAGUGCGGCCCUGCCAAGUACCCACAUCCCUGUGCUGCCUGGCAAAGUGGGAGAAUCAACAGAAAGGGAACUUUUGGAACUGAGAACCAAAGUAUCCAAACAGGGGCGGCUCCUUCAGAGCACAGCUGAGCGUCUGAAGACCGCGAACCAGCAGAAGGAGAGCAUGGAGCAGUUCAUCGUCAGCCAGCGUGAAAUCCCUAAGGGCUCUGUUGUGUACUCCAGUCUUGUGACCCUUGCCUUCCAGGCACCAUGCAAGAAGCGCAGCCACCAGAAGUCCUUAAAACAGCAGGAAAGGUGGGCCUGUCCCCCUUUUGUGCAGCUACCUAUUUGCUGAGGAGCAUCUGGGCCUCGUUCCUCCAAGUCCACCGGAGGGUCCAGAAGAGGGAGUCAGAGAUGUAUCCUGGUGGAGCUGGGAGAAAGCCAGAAAGCCUUUCUGAGAGCUAUGGAAUACCGUUAGCCAAGGUCCACUUGGCCCAGCACUAAGCAGAAGAUGCGUAGUUUGCAUAGAAGGUUUCAUGGUACUGCUUCUCAACAGCCCCGCAGCUUGGGAACUAGCAACAGCACAUUUCUUGCCUCAUCAGCUGUCCUGAGACGGAAAACUCAGUGGAUAUAGGACCCUGAUUCCGAUGAAUGGGGCACGUGGUCCCAAUGCUGGAGCUCCUCUGGCAGGUUCUAAAAGCACACUACUGAGCAGCGGUGCCCUGCCGGACACUGCUGGUGGGGCUCAGUGAGCACUACUCAGAUCCACACCUGACCCUGCUGGGUUGAGUCAGGCUGGGCUUUGGUCUGCACUGUAGCACCUGUGUUCUUUGAGUUCA
Rhinopithecus roxellana (golden snub-nosed monkey) is the source of this 1654-nucleotide messenger RNA. RefSeq names its product myomegalin-like. Bases 1 to 1170 code for a protein of 389 amino acids. The record is from RefSeq and is a predicted model, not a curated record. The transcript has 8 exons. Lineage: Eukaryota; Metazoa; Chordata; Mammalia; Primates; Cercopithecidae.